Molecule: messenger RNA, 2487 nt
Organism: Poecilia latipinna (sailfin molly)
Lineage: Eukaryota; Metazoa; Chordata; Actinopteri; Cyprinodontiformes; Poeciliidae
Product: paralemmin-2
Exons: 2
Coding region: 848-1429 (193 amino acids)
Source: RefSeq, a predicted model, not a curated record
AUAGAGUAUUAGACGUGACAGAUAUUCUGUGAAAACAAAUGGAGCUCCUCUGCCUGUUCCCAGUGCUCCCAGUGCACACGGCAGAAACAACCAAUCAGAGCCAGGAGGAGGGUCUUAGUGCUGUCAAUCACCCUCAUGUAGCCUGGCCCGAAUGUUCAGGUUGGUUAGUGUGACCACCAGUGAUGGCAAAUAAACAGUUUCUCUGGAUCGGUAAAUUGUUUCUCCACCAUUAGCAUAUUGUUCAAUACACGAACAUGAUUGACGGCGCUAAGACUCUCCUCUGGCCUCUGAUUGGUUGCUUUUGACCUGGAGCGGUGUAUUUCUUCAGACAGCAUUAGCAUCAUGAGGAAAUGGAGGAGCUUGAUUUUUUUUUUUUUUUCAUAGAUUAUCUGUCUGGUAGCAUUCUGUAACAAUAUGGUGACACGUUUAACAAAUAUGGAAAAAAACAUAUUUGUUAAAAGUUAUGUUUACUGCAUCUUUGUGCAGCUGUUUAAAUUGUCAACACUUGACUAAAUCGACUCAUUUAGUCAAUUAAAAAUGACACAUAUUUGUAACCAAUCAUGUUCGUGGUUUUGGUUUAAGGCGUGGUUUGUUCUUGGUGCCACACAGAGCAGUUGUAGUUUCUAAGUGGAGACUGGGAGUGUCUUUGUUUCCAGUUUCUGCUCAGAUGAGAAGUCAUUUCCACCGGCUGUACGGAGGAUCAGAGGGAGGCAAGCAGCUCAGACGGCUUCAGGACCGAUCUGUGACGUAGUGAGGAGGCGGCAGCAGUGCCAGCACUUCCUUCUCUCCGCCACCAGGGAGCAGGAGUGCGCAGGUCUAUCAUGACUGCCUCUGAGUGGCUCUUAAAAUGUACCCCGGGAAUGGCCACACUGUGGAAGUCAACGCUCACAAACGAAGAGACCAGCUCAGGAGCCGAGGUGACACAACACACAGGGUUCCGUCUGCUCCGGAUCUCAUUCCUAGAACCGAAAAGGAACAAACGUUCAGUGUAAGAGGUGAGACGUUCCACAGAAACUCUACGCCGGUCUUGGAUUCAAGCAGCCACAUCUACUCAGGCCCUGAGGACAACUCCACAGAGCCACACAAGUCGCUCACAGAGUCUUCCACCAUCACCUUUGUAGAUGGCUACACUCUUGAGGAGUCGGUGGAGUACCACAGUCUACAGAGAGCAGGGACGACGUACCUUAAGGAGUUUGUGUUGAUAGAUGAUGACGAAGACGGGGACAUGUCGCUGAGGGAGAAAACUGUGACAGACUUCUCCGUCAGGGAUGGGAACGCCGCCGACCUGGUGUGCGGGAGGCUCCUGUCCACGUCCACGGGCUCGCUGUCCGAGUCCAAGGAUGAGUCUUCGGUCCGUGGCCCCCCACCACUGGAGGAGGUCGAGGCAGUACACAAAGACAAUCCCUGCUGCUCCUGCACCGUGCUAUGAUUGGUCAGGAGCUUCUGAAACCCAAUAACACAGCCUGGCAAAAGUAUCCAUACUUGUUAAACAUUCUGGGAUUUUCUUAGGCUACAGCUAGGGAUGCACAGAUGAGAACAACCACAUGUUGUCGUUCUUUGUUAAACCUUUAUAUGCAUGAAAAACUUUUAAGUUCCACUUCCAUUUCUACUGGUUUCUUGCCUUUCAGGAGAAACAUUUUGUGAUAUGAAGCACAUUUGUACUUACUGGUUAAACUGGCACAAUAGGCUGUUUGAGACACUUCUCAAUAUUGACUUCCAGAAUUUUUUUCAUGUACUUUUUCUUUAAAGAAAGAUGUUUAUUUUGAUUUCGUGCACAGAAUCUUAGUUUAGAUGAUCAGUCUUGAAGUAAACAAAUACUUCUCGAAAGUUUGUUAGAAUUUUUUUUAUACUAAACCAAAUGCAUGUUUUUUUUUUAGAUCUGUUCAUGGUGAAGGAUUUUAGAACUACACAGAAGUUCAUAAACAAAUGGGUGCUAACCUGAAAUAAAUCAAAUUUUUAAGGUCUUUUUUUGUUCAUUCUUGUUGUUUACGCACUUCAUGAGUAAAAAAAAAAAAAAUCCCAAAACAACUUAUCUAGCGAUUAAGAAAUAAAAAAUGUUUAAGAGGAACCUCCAGUAACUGUUAACUGGAGGUAACUAAACCAAAAUAUUUGUUUUCUUUUUUUACCUUAUUUUUCUUAAGUUGAAAAACUUCUAGGGACUUGUAGUAAAUUAUCAAUUUCUUUCUGUUUCCCUGGGAUAUGACUGUGAUGUGACACUGAUGCCCAAUUCUUUCAGCAAGUAGCUCCAGACAGGAAGAGGACCUCCUUUUAUCAUGUCACCAUGCAUGUGAGCAGGAUGGUAAGGAAAAUAGUGAAAGAGAAGACCCAGAACUCUGCAUUCUUCAAUCUUGCUAAAUAUUAAAGAAGUGUUGUCCUGUUGGCAAAAUGACACCGUACAAACAGCAGUGGUACCAAAGACUGAGCUUCUGGUGAUUUUAAUGUUAAACACACUUAUUUUUUUCCUACUGAAUAAAUGUGCUCAAUUUG